Molecule: messenger RNA, 5293 nt
Organism: Ornithorhynchus anatinus (platypus)
Lineage: Eukaryota; Metazoa; Chordata; Mammalia; Monotremata; Ornithorhynchidae
Gene: NRXN2
Product: neurexin 2
Exons: 22
Coding region: 46-5160 (1704 amino acids)
Source: RefSeq, a predicted model, not a curated record
GGCCGAGGGGUCCGGGGGUCCGGGGGCCUGGGUCCGGCGUCGGGCAUGGCGCCCUGGAGCCGUCUGCUGGCCCUGGCCUUGCUGGUGGCGGGCGCGGGGGGCCUGGAGUUCGGCGGGGCGCCGGGCCAGUGGGCCCGCUACGCCGGCUGGACGGGCGCGGCGGCCGGCGGCCAGCUGAGCUUCAGCCUGAGGACCAACGCCAGCCGGGCGCUGAUCCUCUACCUGGACGACGGCGGCGACUGCGACUUCUUGGAGCUGCUGCUGGUGGACGGGCGGCUCCGCCUGCGCUUCACGCUGUCCUGCGCCGAGCCCGCCACCCUGCACCCGGAGACCCUCGUGGCCGACGACCGCUGGCACAUGGUGCUGCUGACCCGCGACGCCCGCCGCACGGCCCUGGCGGUGGACGGCGAGGCCCGCGCCGCCGAGGUCCGCUCCAAACGGCGGGAGAUGGUGGUGGGCAGCGACCUCUUCGUCGGGGGCGUCCCGCCGGACGUGCGCCUCUCCGCCCUGACCCUCAGCACCGUCAAGUACGAGCCGCCCUUCCGCGGCCUGCUGGCCAACCUCAAGCUGGGCGAGCGGCCGCCGGCCCUGCUGGGCAGCCAGGGGCUCGGCGGGGUCGGGGCCGAGCCCCUCUGCGCCGGCCGGAACCCCUGUGCCAACGGCGGGCUCUGCGCCGUGCUGGCCGGGGAGGUCAGCUGCGACUGCAGUCACACCGGUUUCGGCGGAAAGUUCUGCAGCGAAGAGGAACGUCCCGUGGAAGGUCCGGCUCACCUGACGCUAAGCAGCCAAGUAGGGUCCUUACUGUUCUCCGAGGGGGGGGCCGGGCGAGGAGGAGCCAGCGAUGUGCACCAGCCCACAAAAGGGAAGGAGGAGUAUGUGGCGACCUUCAAGGGCAACGAGUUCUUCUGCUACGACCUGUCCCACAACCCGAUCCAGAGCAGCACGGACGAGAUCACGCUGGCCUUCCGCACUCUGCAGCGCAACGGGUUGAUGCUGCACACCGGCAAGUCGGCUGACUACGUCAACCUGUCCCUCAAGGCCGGGGCCGUGUGGCUCGUCAUCAACCUCGGGUCGGGCGCCUUCGAGGCCCUCGUCGAGCCCGUCAACGGCAAGUUCAACGACAACGCCUGGCACGACGUCCGGGUCACCCGCAACCUGCGCCAGCACGCAGGGAUUGGACACGCUAUGGUAAACAAACUGCAUUACCUGGUGACCAUCUCGGUGGACGGGAUCCUGACCACCACAGGCUACACUCAGGAAGACUACACGAUGCUGGGCUCCGACGACUUCUUCUACAUCGGGGGCAGCCCCAACACCGCCGACCUGCCCGGCUCCCCGGUCAGCAACAACUUCAUGGGCUGCCUCAAGGAUGUGGUCUACAAGAACAAUGACUUCAAGCUGGAGCUGUCCCGCCUGGCUCGGGAGGGGGACCCGAAGAUGAAGCUGCAGGGGGACCUGUCCUUCCGCUGCGAGGACGUGGCCGCCCUGGACCCGGUGACCUUCGAGAGCCCCGAGGCCUUCGUGGCGUUGCCCCGCUGGAGCGCCAAGCGCACGGGCUCCGUCUCGCUCGACUUCCGCACGACCGAACCCAACGGGCUGCUGCUGUUCAGCCAGGGCCGGCGGGCGGGGGGUCCCGGGGGUCCCGGCCUGACCCAGCGGGCGGACUACUUUGCCAUGGAGCUGCUGGACGGGCACCUCUAUCUGCUGCUGGACAUGGGCUCCGGGGGCAUCAAGCUGCGGGCGUCUAACCGCAAGGUCAAUGACGGCGAGUGGUGCCACGUGGACUUCCAGAGGGAUGGCCGCAAAGGCUCCAUCUCGGUCAACAGCCGCAGCACCCCGUUCCUGGCCAGCGGGGAGAGCGAGAUCCUGGACCUGGAGAGCGAGCUGUACCUGGGGGGCCUCCCGGAGGGCGUCCGGCCUGACCAGCCGCUGCCCCCGGAGGUGUGGACGGCGGCUCUGCGGGCCGGCUACGUGGGCUGUGUCCGGGACCUGUUCAUCGACGGCCGCAGCCGUGACCUGCGGGGCCUGGCCGAGGCCCAGGGGGCGGUGGGCGUCGCGCCCUUCUGCUCCCGGGAGACCCUGAAGCAGUGCGGGGCGGCGCCCUGCCGCAACGGGGGGCUCUGCCGCGAGGGAUGGAACCGCUUCGUCUGUGACUGCGUGGGGACCGGCUUUUUGGGCCCGGUCUGCGACAGAGAGGCGACCGUGCUCAGCUACGACGGUUCCAUGUACAUGAAGAUCAUGCUGCCGGGGGCCAUGCACACGGAGGCGGAGGACGUGUCCCUGCGCUUCAUGUCCCAGCGUGCCUACGGCCUCAUGAUGGCCACCACCUCCAAGGAGUCGGCCGACACGCUGCGCCUCGAGCUGGACGGCGGCCAGAUGAAGCUCACCGUCAACCUUGACUGCCUGCGCGUCGGCUGCGCACCCAGUGCUGCAGGUAAGGGUCCCGAGACCCUGUUCGCAGGGCACAAGCUCAACGACAACGAGUGGCACACGGUGCGGGUGGUGCGGCGUGGCAAGAGCCUGCAGCUGUCUGUGGACAACGUCACCGUUGAGGGACAGAUGGCGGGCGCCCACACCCGGCUGGAGUUCCACAACAUCGAGACGGGCAUCAUGACGGAGCGGCGCUUCAUCUCGGUGGUGCCGUCCAACUUCAUUGGGCACCUGAGCGGGCUGCUGUUCAACAGCCAGCCCUACAUGGACCAGUGCAAGGACGGGGACAUCUCCUACUGCGAACUCAAUGCCCGCUUCGGCCUGCGCGCCAUCGUGGCCGACCCCGUCACCUUCAAGAGCCGCGCCAGCUACCUGGCCCUGGCCACGCUUCAGGCCUACGCGUCCAUGCACCUCUUCUUCCAGUUCAAGACCACGGCGCCCGACGGACUCCUCCUCUUCAACUCGGGCAACGGCAACGACUUCAUCGUCAUAGAGCUGGUCAAGGGGUACAUCCAUUACGUGUUCGACCUGGGGAACGGCCCGUCCCUCAUGAAGGGCAACUCGGACAAGCCCGUCAAUGACAACCAGUGGCACAACGUGGUGGUGUCGCGGGACCCGGGCAACGUGCACACCCUCAAGAUCGACUCCCGCACCGUCACUCAGCACUCCAACGGCGCCCGCAACCUCGACCUCAAAGGUGAAUUGUACAUCGGAGGCCUCAGCAAGAACAUGUUCAACAACCUGCCCAAACUGGUGGCCUCCCGCGACGGUUUUCAAGGGUGCCUGGCCUCUGUGGACCUCAACGGCCGCCUCCCGGACCUCAUCGCCGACGCCCUGCACCGGAUCGGGCAGGUGGAGAGGGGCUGUGAUGGCCCCAGCACCACCUGCACCGAAGAUUCCUGUGCCAACCAGGGCGUCUGCCUGCAGCAAUGGGACGGCUUCACCUGCGACUGCUCCAUGACCUCAUACGGGGGUCCUGUCUGCAACGACCCUGGGACGACGUACAUCUUUGGGAAGGGGGGGGCUCUCAUCACCUACACGUGGCCCCCCAACGACCGGCCCAGCACGCGGAUGGAUCGGCUGGCCGUGGGCUUCAGCACCCACCAGCGGAGCGCCGUGCUGGUCCGGGUGGACAGUGCUUCCGGCCUCGGGGACUAUCUGCAGCUGCACAUCGACCAGGGCACCGUGGGGGUGAUCUUUAAUGUGGGCACGGAUGACAUCGCCAUCGACGAGCCCAACGCCAUCGUGAGCGACGGCAAGUACCAUGUGGUGCGCUUCACCCGGAGCGGCGGCAACGCCACCCUGCAGGUGGACAGCUGGCCCGUCAACGAACGCUACCCCGCAGGAAACUUUGAUAACGAGCGCCUGGCGAUUGCUAGACAGAGAAUCCCCUACCGGCUUGGUCGAGUAGUAGAUGAGUGGCUGCUCGACAAAGGCCGUCAGCUGACCAUCUUCAACAGCCAGGCGGCCAUCAAGAUCGGGGGCCGGGACCAGGGCCGGCCGUUCCAGGGUCAGGUGUCCGGCCUCUAUUACAAUGGGCUCAAGGUGCUGGCGUUGGCGGCCGAGAGUGACCCCAACGUGCGGGCCGAAGGCCACCUGCGCCUGGUGGGGGAGGGGCCGUCCGUGCUGCUCAGCGCCGAGACCACGGCCACCACCCUCCUGGCCGACAUGGCCACCACCAUCAUGGAGACCACCACCACCAUGGCCACCACCACCACGCGGAGAGGACGCUCGCCCACGCUGAGGGACAGUACCACCCAGAACACGGACGACCUGCUGGUGGCAUCAGCUGAGUGUCCUAGUGACGACGAGGAUUUGGAGGAGUGUGAACCCAGCACUGGAGGAGAGUUAAUCUUGCCUAUAAUCACGGAGGACUCCCUAGACCCCCCUCCCGUGGCCACGCGGUCCCCCUUCGCGCCCCCGCCCCCGACCCUGCACCCCUUCCUGCCGCCGGCGGGGGGCGCCACCCGCGACCCCCCGGCGCCGCCGCCGCCGCCGCCCCCGCCGCCCGGCGCGCCCCCUGCCGGCGGGCGGCGCCGGCCCCCCGCGGCGGGCGCCCCCUGCCGGGCCGACCCCGACGACAGCGACUGCGAGGAGCCGGCGGAGGCGUCGGGGCUGGCGUCCGGGGAGGUGUUCGACUCCAGCCUGCCCCCUACGGACGACGAGGAUUUUUACACCGCCUUCCCCCUGGGGGCCACGGACCGGCCCGGCCUGCUGGCCCCUCGCCAGCCCCCGGGACCCCCCGCCGCCCCGCGCCCCGACCUCAGGACAGACGGGGCCACCGGGCCGCCCCCGCACCGGCCGGCCGGCAAAAUGAACCACCGCGACCCGCUGCAGCCCCUGCUGGAGACGGCGCCGGCCCCCGCCCCGCCCUCCCCCGCCCUAACGGCCGGUCCCCCCGGCUUCCCCCGUCUGCCCACAGCCAGCCCCACCAGCGGGUCCGGGGAGCGGGGGCCGCCGGGGGCGGUGGAGGUCAUCCGCGAGUCCAGCAGCACCACGGGCAUGGUGGUGGGCAUCGUGGCCGCCGCCGCCCUCUGCAUCCUCAUCCUCCUCUACGCCAUGUACAAGUACCGCAACCGCGACGAGGGCUCCUACCAGGUCGACCAGAGCCGCAACUACAUCAGCAACUCGGCCCAGACCAACGGCGCCGUCGUCAAGGAGAAGGCCCCCGCCGCCCCCAAGACCCCCGCCAAGGCCAAGAAGAACAAGGACAAGGAGUACUAUGUCUGAGACGCCCCCUCCCCCAGCCCGCCUGGGACUGGGCGGGGCGGAGGACGGACCCCCGUCCUCCACCCCCCAGCCCGCCUGGGAGGGGGUGGGGCCGAGGACGGACCCCCUCCUCCACUCCCCCACCCACCCAGAC